AACUGUCGGCCUGUGCGUUCCACACACAGGAAGUGAGUUUUUUCAGGUCCCUUAGGCCACUUGGUUCUAGCAUCUACCCGGCCAGUCUCCGUCAAGAUCAGAUUCCUCAAAGAAGCCCCCUUUUUGCUUUGAUGACAGCUUUGCACACUCUUGGCAUUCUCUCAAUCAGCUUCAUGAGGGGGAACAGCUGACUGAUAUGAAGAUAAAUGAUAUAGACAGAGAAGAAGAGACGUAUGUGACUGAUAUGAAGGCAGAAGAUAUAGACAGAGAAGAAGAGACGUAUGUGACUGAUAUGAAGGCAGAAGAUAUAGAGGGAGAAGAAGAGACGUAUGUGACUGAUAUGAAGGCAGAAGAUAUAGAGGGAGAAGAAGAGACAUAUGUGACUGAUAUGAAGGCAGAAGAUACAGAAGGAGAAAAAGAGAUGUAUGUGACUGAUAUGAAGGCAGAAGAUGCAGAGGGAGAAGAAGAGACGUAUGUGACUGAUAUGAAGGCAGAAGAUAUAGACAGAGAAGAAGAGACGUAUGUGACUGAUAUGAAGGCAGAAGAUAUAGACAGAGAAGAAGAGACGUAUGUGACUGUUAUGAAGGCAGAAGAUAUAGAGGGAGAAGAAGAGACGUAUGUGACUGAUAUGAAGGCAGAAGAUAUAGAGGGAGAAGAAGAGACGUAUGUGACUGAUAUGAAGGCAGAAGAUAUAGAGGGAGAAGAAGAGACAUAUGUGACUGAUAUGAAGGCAGAAGAUACAGAAGGAGAAAAAGAGAUGUAUGUGACUGAUAUGAAGGCAGAAGAUGCAGAGGGAGAAGAAGAGACGUAUGUGACUGAUAUGAAGGCAGAAGAUAUAGAGGGAGAAGAAGAGACGUAUAUGAUGGGUGAUCAGCAGUGUAAGGAGGAGGAAAUCCCUACAGAUAUCAGCAUAGUAGAUGGCGGCACAAACCGGAAUGCCUUGGAGGGAGAUCUCAUCUUGUCUGCAGAUACUAAAACAGAAGAUAACAUCACACAGGAUUCUCCAGGAGACAGCGCUGUUAUGCUAAAUAUACAUCCAGUACCGCACAGCACAGAUAUAUCAUCUGAUCCCCCUAACUGCGAGGACUGUUCUCCUGAUACCUCAGAUUCUGUUACACAUAGUGCAGCUCAUACACCUGAUAAUAUAUUUCCCUGUUCUGAGUGUGGGAAAUGUUUUACACGGAAAUCACAUCUUGUUACACAUCAGAGAAUUCACACAGGUGAGAAGCCAUUUCCAUGCUCUGAGUGUGGGAAAUGUUUUACACAGAAAUCACAUCUUGUUAUACAUCAGAGAAAUCACACAGGUGAGAGGCCAUUUCCAUGUUCUGAGUGUGGGAAAUGUUUUACCUGUAAAUCACAACUUGUUAUACAUCAGAGAAGUCACACAAGUGAGAGGCCAUUUCCAUGUUCUGGGUGUGGGAAAUGUUUUAUACGGAAAUCACAUCUUGUUACACAUCAGAGAAGUCACACAGGUGAGAAGCCAUUUUCAUGUUCUAAGUGUGGGAAAUGUUUUACACAAAAAUCAAGUCUUGUUAAACAUCAGAGAAGUCACACAGGUGAGAGGCCAUUUCCAUGCUCUGAUUGUGGGAAAUGUUUCAUACAAAAAUCAAGUCUUAUUAAACAUCAGAGAAGUCACACAGGUGAGAAGCCAUUUUCAUGCUCUGAGUGUGGGAAAUGUUUCACACAAAAAUCAAGUCUUGUUAAACAUCAGAGAAGUCACACAGGUGAGAAGCCAUUUUCUUGCUCUGACUGUGGGAAAUAUUUUGCACAGAAAUCAGAUCUUAUUAAACAUCUGAAAAGUCACACAGGUGAGAGGCCAUUUCCAUGCUCUGAGUGUGGGAAAUGUUUUAAACACAAAUCACAUCUUGUUACACAUCAGAGAAGUCACACAGGUGAGAGGCCAUUUCCAUGUUCUGAGUGUGGGAAAUGUUUUAAACACAAACCACAUCUUGUUAAGCAUCAGAGAAGUCACACAGGUGUGAGGCCAUUUCCAUGUUCUGGGUGUGGGAAAUGUUUUACAGAGAAAUCAAGUCUUGUUACACAUCACAGAAGUCACACAGGUGAGAGGCCAUUUCCAUGUUCUGAGUGUGGGAAAUGUUUUAAACGCAAAUCACAUCUUGUUAUACAUCAGAGAAGUCACACAGGUGAGAAGCUGUUUUCAUGUUCUGAGUGUGGGAAUUAUUUUACACAGAAAUCAGAUCUUGUUAGACAUCAGAGAAGUCACACAGGUGAGAAGCCAUUUCGAUGCUCUGAGUGUGGGAAAUAUUUUACACAGAAAUCAGAUCUUAUUAAACAUCAGAAAAGUCACACAGGUGAGAGGCCAUUUCCAUGUUCUGAGUGUGGGAAAUAUUUUACACAGAAAUCAGAUCUUGUUAGACAUCAGAGAAGUCACACAGGUGAGAAGCCAUUUCGAUGCUCUGAGUGUGGGAAAUAUUUUACACAGAAAUCAGAUCUUAUUAAACAUCAGAAAAGUCACACAGGUGAGAGGCCAUUUCCAUGUUCUGAGUGUGGGAAAUAUUUUACACAGAAAUCAGAUCUUGUUAGACAUCAGAGAAGUCACACAGGUAAGAAGCCAUUUCGAUGCUCUGAGUGUGGGAAAUGUUUUACAGGUAAAUCACAUCUUGUUACGCAUCAGAUUUCACACAGGAGAAGCAUUACUAUGAGUUGAUACAAAACAGGUUUGAAGCAACACUCCUGUCACACAGUAUUUUAACACUUUAUGUUAUCCUUCCACAUAUUGGAAUGUGUGUCAUUAAUAUAAGAUGACUAGAUCACUCCGGUGGAACUUUUAGUAAUUUCCUCUGUAUAUUUUCUAAGACUCUGUGUUGGCCAGUCAACUUCUUCUACAACAAAGUCAUCAAACCAUGAGGGUCAUUCAGAGUUGAUCGCACGGUGCAACUUUUUGCUGCCUGUGCGAUCAACUAGACACCGCUUAUGUGGGAGGGUUUUUUUGCAUAGCAAGGCUGCGAACGCUUGUGCAACCGUGCUAUGCAAAAACAUUUUUUGCAGUUUCUAAGUAGCUUCAGACGUACCCGCUGCGAUGUCUUCAGCCUGUCAGGUCCCGGAAUUGAUGUCAGACACCUGCCCUGCAAAUGCCUGUACACGCCUUCGUUCUCCACUCCCAGAAAAUGUUCAGUUGUCGCCCCGGAACGUUUUCCUUCUGCAAUCUUCUAGCGAUCGCUGCUGCAAUCCCUUUCUUUGCUGUUUCGGUCGUUGCCCAGCGACUGCUGUCGCUGGACAACGACGCGCAUGCACAGAGCCAACCCGUUCGCACAGCUGUGAAAAAGUGCAGCGUGCAAACGGGUUGGAAUUAUGUAAAAAAAAGGGGGGGGAUAGGAGCGCUAAUAUCAGCUAAAAUGUGUGUUAAAAAUAAUGAACAAUUUAUUUGACUACUGCACUGCAGAAUGUUUACACUCUUUUUAGAGUAUAUGUAUUGGAAACCGGGUUGCCGGUAUGGAGAUGUGUAAGUGUCCGAGUUCCAUAUCCUUGUGGGCAGUAGGUGGGUUCCCUAGCUGUCUGUCCCUAUCCUACCUUCCUCUCCCGUGGCGCUGGUCACUCGUCCUCACAGUCUCUCCUUUCCUGGCAUGCUGCACGAUACCGGAAGUGCUCGUUCCGUGACUUCUAGUGUGACGUGUAUCCGGUUCCCAGCAUCCAACGCGUUUCGUAACGUUGCACUUUGUCAAGGAAGAAGGCUGAUGUUGUUGGAUUGAGUCUUUAUAGACUGAAAUCUUCAAUAACUUUAUUAGUAAAAAUUGUUAAAAAUGCAAGUCCUUAAAGAAGUGACUUCACAAAAAGAGCGGGUAGCACAUGUUUAUGACUUUGCAGUGUAUCUAUAUGAAUUGAAAUCAUUUAAAAAUUAAUUUCAUUAAAAACAAUUCUUUAUAAAGAAUGUUACCUGAGUUCUUGCUUUUUCUUUGUUUGACAUUCCGAAUCUAAAAAUGUUUGUUUAUAAAAAAAACUUUCGUUCUAUGUCUGUAUUGAGCCCCCGUGGCAUCAUUGCUUGAAGCUCAUAUAUCCAUUUUGUCUCUGUUUUUUUAAGUUCCGUUACUAUUACCCCUUUUCCACCUACGUACCGUGUCCGAUCCGGGAUGUUUAACACGGCUACAACCCGUGUCGGCUCCCCCGUUUCCACUACACUUCGACACGGGUUAUUCCCGUGUCUGAUCUGUUUCCACUUAACCCGGGUAAGCUCUGUAAAAGCCUAUUGCUGUCAUUACAAAUGGACUUUUUACUGUCUCAUCAAGAUGAUGUCAUCAAAAGGACCAAAAGGGAGGGGUGGGGCCUGCUCGCAGCAUUGCAGCAAUGGACGCCGGUGCAGUAGCUGUGUCUAGCAUGGAGUCGCAGACUGUUUGCAGUUUACUGCUG
Pseudophryne corroboree (corroboree frog) is the source of this 4365-nucleotide messenger RNA. Its product is annotated as oocyte zinc finger protein XlCOF6-like. The transcript has 4 exons. Bases 197 to 2668 code for a protein of 823 amino acids. NCBI's taxonomy places the organism in Eukaryota, Metazoa, Chordata, Amphibia, Anura, Myobatrachidae. Gene Ontology annotation, biological process: regulation of DNA-templated transcription. Gene Ontology annotation, molecular function: DNA-binding transcription factor activity, RNA polymerase II-specific; RNA polymerase II cis-regulatory region sequence-specific DNA binding. The record is from RefSeq and is a predicted model, not a curated record.